AUGGCGGAGCUCGGUAAGAAGUACUGCGUGUACUGCCUGGCCGAGGUGAGCCCGCUGCGCUUCCGCUGCACCGAGUGCCAGGACAUCGAACUGUGCCCCGAGUGCUUCUCGGCCGGCGCCGAGAUCGGCCACCACCGCCGCUACCACGGCUACCAGCUGGUGGACGGCGGGCGCUUCACGCUGUGGGGGCCCGAGGCCGAGGGCGGCUGGACCAGCCGCGAGGAGCAGCUGCUGCUGGACGCCAUCGAGCAGUUCGGCUUCGGAAACUGGGAAGAUAUGGCUGCUCACGUUGGGGCUUCCCGGACUCCCCAGGAAGUGAUGGAGCAUUACGUAAGCAUGUACAUCCACGGAAACCUGGGGAAAGCCUGCAUCCCUGACACCAUCCCCAAUCGGGUGACAGACCACACCUGCCCCAGUGGAGGCCCCCUCUCUCCCAGCCUCACUACCCCCUUGCCUCCCCUAGACAUCUCGGUGGCCGAGCAGCAGCAGCUGGGCUACAUGCCGCUGCGGGACGACUAUGAGAUCGAGUAUGACCAGGACGCCGAGACGCUCAUCAGCGGGCUCUCGGUGAACUACGACGAUGACGACGUGGAGAUCGAGCUGAAGCGUGCCCACGUGGACAUGUACGUGCGGAAGCUCAAGGAGAGGCAGAGGCGGAAGAACAUCGCCCGUGACUACAACCUGGUGCCGGCCUUUCUGGGGAAGGACAAGAAGGAGAAGGAGAAGACGGCCAAGCGCAAGAUCACCAAGGAGGAGAAGGAGCUGCGGCUGAAGCUGAGGCCGCUCUACCAGUUCAUGUCCUGUAAGGAGUUUGAUGACUUGUUUGAAAACAUGCACAAAGAGAAGAUGCUGCGGGCAAAAAUCAGAGAAUUGCAGAGGUACCGGCGCAACGGAAUCACGAAGAUGGAAGAGUCGGCAGAGUACGAGGCGGCCAGGCAUAAGCGCGAGAAGCGGAAGGAGAACAAAACCACCGCGGGCUCCAAGAGGGGGAAGGAGGACGGCAAAGAGAGCGAGUUUGCCGCCAUCGAGAACCUUCCUGGCUUUGAGCUCUUGUCGGACCGCGAGAAGGUACUCUGCAGCUCUUUAAAUUUGAGUCCCGCUCGCUAUGUGACUGUGAAGACCAUUAUCAUUAAAGACCACCUCCAGAAGCGACAAGGGAUUCCCUCCAAAAGUCGCCUUCCGAGUUAUCUGGACAAAGUCCUCAAGAAAAGGAUUCUGACCUUCCUCACGGAAAGCGGCUGGAUAUCCAGGGAUGCUUCCUGAAGCCGAGUCUCCCUGAAGCUGGAAUGAUGCUAAAACAGCUUGUGAGCCAAAAGGACUUGGGGGGCGGGGGGACAGGAAAUGCUUUUUUUCCCUAUUAUUGCUCUUUUUAAAACAAAUUUGGGUUCCCUUUUUAGGAUAUAAAUUCUCUUCAUGGUCCUCUGAAAGAAGCAAUAGUAACAAUCUUAUAUUGGAUCGUGGGGGAAACAAAUAUGUGUGUAUUUUAACUUAGUUCUAAAGGUAAUUCUUUAAGAUGACGAUUUGCCCUUAUGUGUUCAGUUGGGAGAAUAUUAUGAGAUUGGCUAUUUCCUUCUCUGAGUUUCUUCCCUUUGGUACACAACAAUUGUGCUGUGGGUAAAAGGAACAACUUUCCCUGCUGGGCCUGCCAGCUGCCAGCUUUCCCCUGUGACACAAGCUCUAGCUGGUUGCCGGGGGUCCCCUGGGGACACAGCCAAAACACGUGGCACUUUAGAUGGGGGCCGGGCAGGGCAGGUGGGAAGUGAGGCCCAGGGACAGGGUGUCUUCCUUAGGAAAUUUAGAGGAAGAAGCCGGUGCUGAGCAGUGACCGGAUGAGCCUCCCCUCGCUGUCGGCAGGAGGGGAGUCUGCGCCCUCGCCUCAUUUCCUGUGGGCAGAGCCCGCUGGCUCGCUUUGGGAAAGAGCAGUGCCCGGCAGGCUCCCUGGCGUCCCAAGGGGUGCUCUGGGGGGACACAGGAAGACUAGCAUAGACUGCCAGAACCCUGAGCCAGCUCUCCUAGGGGGGCUGCUUCUCACUGCUGAUUACUUGCAGUACAUUUUUUUGGGAAGAACGUUUUAGAAAGUUCAAGGCUGAGAGCUGUGAGAUCUGGCAUUAGCUGCCUCCGGCAUUUUCAUCACAGUUGCAAGUACCUUUUUCACUGAACUCUGACCAUGCUAGCCUGGCUAAGCGUCUGUCUUCAGGUGGUGUCGCGCUCUGCAGACCAGCCAGGGAGAGCAGGUGGCUCCUGAGCAGGCUCCCGCAGAGCAGAAGGGAGGGGCCUCGAGGCCGUGCGCUGCUCUCUGGCUCACGUCUUGGACGUCUCGGCCGUGGCUUCUGCCCAGCCCUACCCAGAAGUUUUUCCAGGGGCCCUGUUUCACGGACGUACACGGUACCUUCCUUCUGGAACUUGAGGAAGUCCUUUGUCUUCCGGCUGCCCAGGGUUCUCCUGUCCGAGACCCUGCUUAGAGUCGGCGGAGUGACCGCAGACCCAGCGCUCCAUGCCCCCAGGAGCUAGUCCUGCUGCUCCUGUCCCCACAGCCACCAAGAGGCUGUUUACCUCCCAGUGUUGGGGCUUGAAGUUACAUUAAAGCGAAGUUAUUUGAAAGGAAAAAAACCUCAUUGUUUCCAAGGAUGACUUACUUACGGUGCCUUUUCUUUUUACAUCCUUCUGUCCCCUUGGGUAGACUUUUCAGCAUUAAACAUUUCAAAUACGUUGUAUAUGGCUUUAGUUGUAAAAUACAUUGCAUGCUGGCAGAGAAGCGCUCCCCGUUAACUCAGCCUGGGACUUCUCUCUGACAAUAGACAAUUGUGAGCAGUGGUACUACUCCUGAGGGCCGCCUCCACAUUGUCCCCUGCAGGACAACUACGGCUGACAGAGCGCCGCUGCUGUCUACCACUGAGCAGUGAGGGAGAUGGUGCUAAGUUUUUACAGGUAUCUUAGCCAGUGCUGCUCACCUGGGGCUCCUGGACCAGCAGCGCCAGCAUGCCCCGCGCACCGGCUGGCAGCGCCCUUGGGCCUCCCCCAGUCCUCCAGAAGCUCGGGGGCGGGGCUGGGGGAGCUGUUUCCACAGGCCUUCCGAGACUGGACGCGAGCUGCAGUCGGAGAGCCACUGGCGUCAGCUCCUCGGAAUGAAAUCACCACCGAUUUUCUACAUCAGAUUCCUAGUUUGGUGAGGUUUUAAAUUUAGUCUUAUUUUUAUAUAAAAUGAUUGCCAGACUUUCAUUAAGCUUAAGAAGCAAAAGGUCCCUGUAAAUGUGCGUGGCUCAGGCCAAGAGCUGUCAAAUGAAAACCUUUGUGCUUAAGCAGGUUUUUAGUAUGUAUAUCUUUUUGAUGGUAUGAAGAAUUUAUUUAGGCUUGACUGUUUAAAACACCAUAAUGAAUGUAUAAUUAAUUUAUGUUAAAGUAUUAACACUUUGUUACAAGGGAAAGGUAAUCUUAUGCUCAGUUGCCUCGUACCCAUCAAUUCCAGCUGUUAGGGUCACAUUAGCUCUUACCUCUGCUGUUAGCUCAGAGCCUUUACAUUUCUGCAUUUAAUUCUCAUGAUAAGUUAGUCACCAGAAUCUCAUGGAAUUAGGUCUUUUCGAAAUUAAAACUGUAACUUUGUGUCAAGUUCGGUAAUUCAGCUAUUCAAAAUAAUGCUCUCUGGAUGGCCCACAUUCCAGGAAUGUAUUAAACCGAAACUGACCACCGCUGUUACUCCCCUUUUACACAUUAAACAAGUUGAGAACAAAA
Molecule: messenger RNA, 3729 nt
Organism: Equus caballus (horse)
Lineage: Eukaryota; Metazoa; Chordata; Mammalia; Perissodactyla; Equidae
Gene: TADA2B
Product: transcriptional adaptor 2B
Biological process (GO): chromatin remodeling; regulation of transcription by RNA polymerase II
Cellular component (GO): nucleus; SAGA-type complex
Molecular function (GO): zinc ion binding; transcription coactivator activity; chromatin binding
Source: RefSeq, a predicted model, not a curated record